Molecule: messenger RNA, 438 nt
Organism: Didymodactylos carnosus
Lineage: Eukaryota; Metazoa; Rotifera; Eurotatoria; Philodinida; Philodinidae
Source: the annotation of a GenBank genome assembly
AUGGAUCAUCGUCCAUUAUUAUUAUUGAAUAGGGUCCUGUUAAGACAAAAUCCACAUAAUGUCAAUGAAUGGUUAAAACGUAUAAAACUGUAUGGUGAACAAUAUGAUGAAGUAAUUGUGAUGUAUACAUGUGCUGUUCAAACAAUUGAUCCAAAAAUAUGUACUGGAAAACUUCAUGAGUUGUGGAUAUCAUUUGCACAAUUUUAUGAUAGUAAUGGUAAACUGCGUGAAGCACGAUAUAUUUAUGAUAAAGGAACAAAAGUCAAUUAUCGUCAUGUUGAUGAUUUGGCAUGCGUUUGGUGUGCAUGGUGUGAAACCGAAUUGAAACACGAAAACUGCGAAGAAGCUAUCGUAGUUCGGGCAGGGCUCGCUUUCCCCGAGCACGUGUCCAUCUCCGAGCAGACAUCUCUGGGAAUCUCAAAAUGCCAUGGACUAUAG